UGUUGACAUCAAGGUGGGGCCAUCUCAUCCUGAGGAGGACGAAUCUGCUAGUGGAGUGUCUAAUAGAAGAGCUAUGUUGACAGUGGUUGUCCUCUGCUACAUCAACCUGCUAAACUAUAUGGACAGAUUCACUGUGGCAGAGUUAAGUCACAUAGUAAAUUCUUAGAAUAAAUGAAUUGUAACUGAAUAACAGGUUAAACAUGCUGUUCAGCUUUUGAUAUGCUGUUGUUUGAUGAGGUUUGUUAACGUACAGUGCCCUCCAUAAGUAUUUGGACAGUGAGACACUUUUCAUAAUUUUGGCUCUGUACAGCACCAUGAUGGAUUUGAAAUGAAUUGAUCAAUAUGCAAUUGAAGUGCAGACUGCCAGCUUUAAUUUGUACAGCAUUUUCUUUAUACACAAACCCCCAUUUUCAGGGGCUCAAAAGUGCAGUACAUUCAUAAAUUAUUCAGACCCCCUCAUUUUUUUUUUCACAUUUUGUUAUGUUGUAGCCUUAUGAUAAAAUGCUUUAAAUUAUUAUUUUUUCUCUCACAUAAAUCCACACCAUACCCCAUAAUGACAAAGCAAAAACCAGAUUUUUGAUAAUUUUGCAAAUGUAUUAAAAAGAAAAACUGCAAUAACACAUUGACAUAAGUAUUUAGACCCUUUGCUAUGACACUUGAAAUUUAGCUCAGGUGCAUCCCAUUUCUUUGGAUCAUCUUUGAGAUGUUUCUACACUUUGGAGUCCACCUGUGGCAAAUUCAGUUGAUUGGACAUGAUUUGGAAAGGCACACACACCUGUCUAUAUAAGGUCUUGGAGCUGAAAAUGCAUAUCAGAGCAAAAACCAAGCCAUGAAGACAAAGAAACUGCCUGCAGAGCCCAGAGACAGGAUUGUGUCGAGGCACAGAUAUGGGGAAGGCUACAAAGAUUUUCUGGCUGCAUUGAGGUUUCCCAAGAGCACAGUGGCCUCCAUAAUUCUUAAAUGGAAGAAGUUUGGAACAAUCAGGACUCUUCCUAGAGCUGGCCACCUGGCCAAACUGAGCAAUUGGGGGAGAAGGGCCUUAGUAAGAGAGGUGACCAAGAACCUGAUGGUCACGCUGGUUGAGCUCUAGAGAUCAUGUGUGGAGAUAGGAGAAACUUGCAGAAGGACAGCCAUCACUGCAACACUGCAUCGACCUGGAAUUUAUUGCAGAGUGGCCGGAAGCCUCUCCUCAGUGCAAGACACAAGAAAGCCUGCUUGGAAUUUGCAAAAAAAGCACCUAAAGGACUCAGACUGUGAGAAACAAGAUUCUCUGGUCUGAUGAAACAAAGAUUGAACUGUUUGGCCUCAAUUCAAAGGGUCAUGUUUGGAGGAAACCAGGCAGUGCUCAUCACCUGCGCAAUACCGUCCCAAUGUUGAAGCAUGGUGGUGGUAGCAUCAUGCUGUUGGGGUGUUUUUCAGUGGCAGGGACUGGGGGACUGGUCAGGGUUGAAGGAAAGCUGAAUGCAGCAAAUACAGAGAUAUCCUUAAUGAAAACCUGGUUCAGAGAGCUCAGGACCACAGACUGGGCCAAAGGUUCACCUUCCAACAGGACAGUGACCCUAAGAAUACAGCCAAGACAACGUAAGUGUGGCUUAGGGACAACUCUGUGAAUGUUCUUGAAUAGCCCAGCCAGAGCCCGGACUUGAACCCAAUCGAACAUCUCUGGAGAGACCUGAAAAUGGCUGUCCACUGAUGGCCCCCAUCCAACCUGACAGCUUGAGAGGAUCUGCUGAGAAGAAUGCCAGAAAAUCCCCAAAUCCAGGUGUGAAAAGCUUGCCGGAUCAUACUCAAAAGACUUGAGGCUGUAAUUGCUGCCAAAGCUGCUUCAACUAAGUACUGAGUUAAGGGUCUGAAUACUUAUGUCAAUGUGAUAUUUUAGUUUUUUCUUUUUAAUAAAUUUGCAAAGUUAUUAAAAAUCUGGAAAAAAAUGAAGGGGUCUGAAUGCACUAUAAUUGGACAAUCGACUGAGAAGCUAUUUCAUGGCCAUGUGUGGGCUAUUCCCAGGUUAUUUCAGUAAAAAAUAAGCAGUUAAAAGUUCUGGAGAUGAUUCCAAAUGUGCAAUUUGCAUUUGGAAGCUGUUGCUGUACAUGCUCAUUAUGAUGUUCAAAGGACUGUCAAUGCAAGUAAAGCUGACUAUCAUUAGGCUGAAAAAAACAAAACAAAAUAAAUCCAUCAAAGAGAAAGGCCUGGAUGACCACAGAAGACAACUGUGGUGGAAGAUCACAGAGUUCUUUCCUUGAUGAAGAAACACCCCUUCAAAACCUCAAUCCGAGUCAAGAAUGCUCUCCAGGAGGUGUACUCCCAGACAUUGAGCAUUUCUUCAACAUUAGUGAUGGCAAAUCAGGGCUACUUCAGACAGUCUUCAUCUGCAGUUACAUGUUUCUGGCUCCUCUGUUCGGUUACAUGGGCGACCGGUAUAACAGGAAGGUGAUCAUGUCUGUGGGUAUUUCCUUCUGGUGUAUAGUGACACUGGCCAGCUCCUACGUUGGUAAAGAUUAUUUUUGGGCGUUGUUGUUGACGCGGGGGCUGGUGGGUGUCGGGGAGGCGAGUUACUCCACAAUUGCUCCCACCAUCAUCGCUGAUCUGUUCAUCAAGGAGAAGAGGACCAACAUGCUGUCUAUCUUUUACUUUGCCAUUCCAGUGGGCAGUGGUCUGGGUUAUAUAGUGGGCUCAAAGGUGGAUGAUGUGGCUGGGGACUGGCACUGGGCUCUGCGGGUGACCCCUGGUCUGGGGCUUCUGGCAGUAGUCCUCUUGGUGUUUGUGGUUCAGGAGCCAAAGCGUGGUGCAAUCGAAGCUCAUCCAGAGCACACGCUGCAAAGAACCAGCUGGCUGGUGGACAUGAAAGCACUCUGCAGGAAUCCUAGUUUUGUUCUGUCCACAUUUGGCUUCACGGCUGUGGCCUUUGUGACAGGAUCUUUAGCCCUAUGGGCCCCCGCCUUUUUAUUUAGAGCAGGCGUCUUCAUCGGAGAAAAACAGCCAUGCUUAAAGAACCCAUGUGACACCUCUGACAGUCUGAUUUUUGGUGGCAUCACAGUUGUAACUGGUAUCCUGGGUGUAGCAGGUGGAGUGCAGGCCAGCAAGUUGCUGAGGACGAGAACCCCACGAGCUGAUCCUCUGGUCUGUGCUGCAGGACUCCUCCUCGCUGCUCCCUUUCUCUAUCUGUCCAUCAUGUUUGCUCAGGCUAGCACUGCGGCCACAUACGUCUUUAUCUUCUUGGGUGAAACAUUCUUGUCCAUGAAUUGGGCGAUUGUAGCAGACAUCCUGCUAUAUGUUGUGAUCCCCACACGGCGCUCCACAGCAGAGGCCUUUCAGAUUGUGCUCUCACACCUGAUGGGCGAUGCCAUUAGCCCCUAUCUCAUUGGAGUGGUUUCCGACUCGCUAAAGAAGUCAGACUCAUAUAUGUGGGAAUUUCGCUCUCUUCAGAUGUCACUCCUGCUGUGCUCCUUUGUGGCCGUGGGUGGUGGAGCUUUCUUCCUGGCUACAGCCCUCUUCAUCGAGCAAGACCGAAAUCUGGCUGAAAACUAUGUGCCCUCUGAUGAUGCACCAAUCGUUGUUCCAAAGAGGGGCAGAUCCACUAAAGUAUCAGUGUCAAGCGUUUUAAUUUGAGACAACGAAAGGAUUUGGCUGGUUCUCAGGACAGGGCACAACGGUCUGAUUGGCUUAGGCAGACAGCACUAGAGCCGCCGACAGCCAAUCCUGGAGCGGUGUUAGAUAAUAAUCACUGCUUGGACUAUCUCCAUAAUAAGGAGUUUUAUAGUAAUUUAUUAUGAAUAUUUUUUUGUUUUUGUUCGUUUAUAUCCUUAACACCAAUAUUGAUUUGGGAGCAUGUCAAAAUAACAGAAAUUCAAGAAAUAUCUUUCCUGGAAGUUCUGUGGCCAUUAAUUACUCUCCCUUUCCCUGGAGGAGACCAAUGGGAGGAGAGCAAGGCACACUGAAAACGUAUGUUGGUGAAAUGAGAAAUAGAAAAGGUUAUGUGUUGGAGCCAGAAUUCUUUACAUUAAUUUGAGAUGCAUACAGCUGAUUUCAAGCCAUAUAACAUAGAUUGUAGACCUUAUUUGGAGAGGGUCUGAAUGGAUUUUUCAGAUUGCUGUCUAUUGGUUCAAAGGUCAGUGAGACAGGUCAAACUCAGUGGCUGUCGGUCAGAUGUCUUUAUAGAAACUGAUAAAGAUUUUUUUUAGUCAGACUGAAACCCAAUGCACUGUCAAAUUGCUUUUGCAUUUAAAUCAGCCCCAAAACUGUACUGUGAAGAAAAAACGGAUUCAGACUAUACUGAGCAAUGCACUGAAGUCCGUCUAUGAUCUGUCUCAACAGCAACCUUAGUUUUUCAUCCUGUUUUAUAUCUUUUCUUCCAUAUUACAUUUGAGCUUCUUUUAAGGUCUUUUAGGAAGUAUAUAAAAAAACAAACACUAAUGCUGCCAUGAUUCAAAUAUUAGCUUAAUUUGAUAAAGAUAAUUGUUGUAAUUAUCGGUUUCAUUAUAUAUACUAUAUAUAUGUGUGUGUGUGUGUGUGUGUGUGUGUGUAUAUAUAUAUAUAUAUAUACACACACACACACACACACACAC
Myxocyprinus asiaticus (Chinese sucker) is the source of this 4562-nucleotide messenger RNA. Its product is annotated as protein spinster homolog 1-like. Gene Ontology annotation, cellular component: membrane. Gene Ontology annotation, molecular function: transmembrane transporter activity. The record is from RefSeq and is a predicted model, not a curated record. NCBI's taxonomy places the organism in Eukaryota, Metazoa, Chordata, Actinopteri, Cypriniformes, Catostomidae. The transcript has 13 exons. Bases 2191 to 3606 code for a protein of 471 amino acids. Gene Ontology annotation, biological process: transmembrane transport.